Molecule: messenger RNA, 1458 nt
Organism: Ruditapes philippinarum (Manila clam)
Lineage: Eukaryota; Metazoa; Mollusca; Bivalvia; Venerida; Veneridae
Exons: 2
Coding region: 375-1118 (247 amino acids)
Source: RefSeq, a predicted model, not a curated record
UAUAUAAAUGAGUUUACAAAAACAAAUAUAUUGUUUAAAAGAACGAACAUACACCGAUAAUGUAAAUCCUCAAUAUGUUACAACAAAAAACGGAAGAUUAAUGAUAAAAGCCGCGUGUGCUUCAUGCGGUAAAUUGAAAUCUAAGUUUGUAAAACAAGGCGGUUAAUCAUGAGUAAAAAAAAUGUUUGUCCGGAACCAACUUUUAAAUAGUUGCAGCCUAUAAAUCAAUAUGUCGUUCCGUAUCACGUGUACAGUUUUCCGCUAAAGAUCAAUAGUGAAACGUCAUCCAGAACAUUCGCCUAGUGUGCAGCUCAAUAGAUGUUAAAUGCGUUGUUAUUAUUUCAUCAGCCAGGAAUACAGAGUGGUUAGACAGAAUGGCUGAACAAUUUGCGAUAGAGAUGUUUAAAUAUAUAAAAUCCCUGGAAGAUUUUCUUUCUCGUAAAACGGAGAACGGAGAAGUAAUUACGCACGAUGAAUGCAGUAAAAUGUGUACUUAUAAAAACACAAUUGAGUACAUUUCUAACAUUCAUAAUUUUAUGAAAGAUCAUGCUCAACAACAAGUUACAGAAGAUCAAAUGGCUUCGUUGAAUAAUAAACAAAAAGACUUAAUAAGAACAGAUGAGUUAGAAAAAAUUAACGAUUUGGGAUUGAAAUCGUUGCAGCAGGUUCCAGAUGUGCAACAAAACCUACGUCAACAAAGUAAUAAAACAAAAGCAAAAAAAACAUACAAUCAAGUGAAAAAUGAGGUACAAAAAUCAUAUUCAAAAGAUCGGAACUUGGCUGGAGAGGUUACGUUGGAGCUUGAAAACACCGACAGCUGUUUUAAAACUUUAAAAACACUAGACAGACAUACGCAGAGUGCUGGAAGAACAAAGUUGUUUUAUAAUAUUCAAAAAGGAGAGGUUUUAAAAAAAAUCAAGGAUUUUGAAAAAGGAGGUUUUUUAAACAAAAUAAUAGAAAAUGGCAUGCCAUACAAAAUUUCACACUGUAACUUUUUGAUUAAAUUGUACAAGUUUUCACUCAAUCAUUCUAAUAUAAUUCAUUGUUCAUUGUCAUUGCAUUUUCUACAAAAGCAUUGGAGUGUUAUUCCACGGAUAUUUGAUGAAUUGAAAUGGUAAUAAAUUAAUAUUGAAUAUCCGUGGAAUAAGAGUCGCAAAACGACGAGUGUCGGCAGAUUGAUUUUUCCAUUCGCUGUGUUGAAUAUUGGAAAACUUUUGUAGAGGCUCAAAACGACGAGUGUCGGCAGGCUGAUUUUACCAUUCGCUGUGUUGGAUAUUGGAAAACUUUUGUAGAUUCGCAAACCGACGGGUGCCGGCAGACUAUUUUUAAACAUUAGUGAAAUAGUUUAUUAUUGUUUGUUCAUUUUCUUUUUGAUUAUUGAUGUUUAAAUGUUUGUAUAAUAUAUCAUAUAAAGACACUUUUUGUUGUAAUAAAUGUAUGAAAUAUAAACAAUAAUAA